GAUACGUCGAUGGUGGAAACCGGGAAAUGAUUAAGUAACGAGAAGACGGAAAACAAAAGAAGUUCAUAUUAAACAGCAAUAGUGGAAUAACUAACAUUGUAUACACGUAUCUGUUGUUGCAAUAAUGGUUAUGUCUCGCUUAAAGAAUCGCAUUUAGGUUUUCGGGGAUGAUUUUUAUUAAUGCCCCGUAAAGCCUUAAAGAAAGACAAGCCUCCCCUGCUGUUCGUGGAGCAGCCUGUGCGUGGAGCCAGACUCCAAAAUGUGCCCGAAGUCCGAGCAGCACUCAACCCCAAAGAGUUCUUCACAGAGACACAGGCCGAGAACAGCUCAACUCUAACUUCUUGGGUAAGACCAGAAUUUGACAGUUCCCUUGCAGCUGCACUGCCGGUGAGGCGAGGGAGGAGAAAAUGCCUCUCUGCCACAAGCGUCCUCGACGGUUGCAGUUCGCUGUCGUCAAAGAAGAGCGUGUGCAAAUUCCCCUCGUUAUCGUUUCAGACCAGGUCAAGAGAUCAAUCUCACCAACCAAAGAGUGCACGCGCAAAGAAAUCCACCGUAGCGUCUGAUCAAUCACGGGGAUCGUGCCGAACCAAGAGGAAGGUUUCUAGUGCACAAUACUCUGACGCACCGAAGAAACCGCCAACCUCAAUCGAAAUAGGCAACGUGGAGAGAUUCACCGACGGCGAAGCAUCCUGUAGCGGACGUCCGGACCCGCCGGAAACUCCAUCUAUUCAAGUGACGGAGAAAUACAGAACAGCGGCAGGCGGUGUGUCGACGGAGGUCUGCGGUGUCCGUCCACCGCCUGAUGUGGACACUCCAAAAGUAAUCAAAGGAGGGAGUAGCUGUCACCCUUUGCCCUCUCUGCAAUGGCUAGAGGCUCAACCAUGUACGCCACCAUGUGACCUGCCGCCUGACAUUUUAGUGGCGGACACACCAGAGCGGGAUUAUGGGGUGAAGGUGACAUGGAGGAGGAGGAGGGGUUUGAUGAUGUUGUUAAAAGAGAGAGGCUAUCUCUCGGAUGCGGAUUCCUUAAUUAACAGCUGAUGACAUUGUGUGUGUCUACUGAGAAAGUCUCAUUAUUCAACAAACCACUUCAGUGACAGGAAUCCUUUCUAUGAAAAGUUUGUUUUUGCACUGAAUGGAACUGCUCUAUUUUAAAGUCAUGAUUACGUUUCAGUUCAUUGACGGUUUACUUUAAAUUUCAUUAUAAUAGGGACAUUAUGAACUUACCCAUCCAUACUUCACAACCCUUGUUUUUAACAUUGUAAUUAUCAAAUCACAUAAUGGACUAAAUAAAAUGCCAUUAAUUACAAUAUUAUAAAAAUAUUAAAUAUUUCCAUGAGAAAUAAUAGAAUUUCCAAUUAUGUUGUAUUUUUAGAAAUAGUAAGCAAUCCACUGUUUAUACUGUAUAAUACUGACCAAGCAACAACAGCCUUUUGUUUGUCAUUCUCACAUUCCUAGAUUUUAAUUUCAGAAGUUUGGGAAAAGGUCCUCUUAUAAUGGAUAUAUAGAGCAGACACUAAUUUGAGGAAAUCUUGAGUCAGUGGUGUAAUAAAGCAAAUAGCUGCUAAAUGAAUGUCUGAUCACUGCUGUUAGGAACGCUGUGGAAUGUUUCUUGUAAAAUACAUGUAAUAAAUGUAUGUGUUUAAAGGGCAAACUAAAUACUUAAUUUAUUGAGACCCAUUUCUCUCUGACAUGUGAUUACGUAUAACUUGGCUUCCCACAAUACCCCCGUCGGCGCUGUGGCCGGACUCCAUCAUAACCCAGGACCUCGAGUAGGAGUUCAACAUUAGCUCCAUCCCUAGGAAGGCUCAGGAACAAAUGUACUUCAUGAGACAGGUGCGCUUCUCCACGGCCAUCAUUGAGUCCAUCUUCUGCUCCUCCAUCAUCAUCUCACACUCAUGCAGCCAAGGUCAAGGGUGCGCUGCAGCGUUUCAUUCACUCUGCUGACAGGGUAAUUGGCAGCAAUCUGCCAUCACUAGGAGACUUGUUUGCUUCAAAGACCCUGAAGCGAGCAUGGAGGAUUGUCCCCUCUUACCCUGGACAUAAACUGUUUUAGCCACUUCCCUCUGGCAGGACGCUGCGGUCCAUUAGGACCAAGAGCCCCGCCUCCACAAAAGCAGCAGUCAUAAACAAAGCCUGGAACCCCCGGUGACUGUUCUCCCCCAUCCUGCAGUCCAAGGAAAGUUUUUGCAAAUCUUCUCUGCUAUUCAUUUAAUAUCUAACACACUAGACCCCUUAUUUUAUAAUUGAACAUUAUUAUUGUCUUUUGCACUUGUGUUUAUUUAUUUAUAUUUAUUGUUUGCAACAU
This is a messenger RNA of Pungitius pungitius (ninespine stickleback), 2308 nucleotides long. It is a transcript of the gene rhno1, whose product is annotated as RAD9-HUS1-RAD1 interacting nuclear orphan 1. Gene Ontology annotation, cellular component: nucleus; chromosome. The transcript is spliced from 3 exons. Gene Ontology annotation, biological process: recombinational repair; cellular response to ionizing radiation; DNA damage checkpoint signaling. NCBI's taxonomy places the organism in Eukaryota, Metazoa, Chordata, Actinopteri, Perciformes, Gasterosteidae. The record is from RefSeq and is a predicted model, not a curated record. The coding region runs from base 181 to 1041 and encodes 286 amino acids.